Molecule: messenger RNA, 666 nt
Organism: Rhizoctonia solani
Lineage: Eukaryota; Fungi; Basidiomycota; Agaricomycetes; Cantharellales; Ceratobasidiaceae
Product: transposase domain
Exons: 3
Coding region: 1-666 (221 amino acids)
Source: RefSeq, a predicted model, not a curated record
AUGCAGUAUGAACUUGCAAUUGACUGGCUGGCACAUUGUCCAAGGGCAACGCUGGAAUUCAAAGUCAAAUCAUUCUACGGUCAGCUACAACGUUUAUUCUAUCUACCACUCCCUCCCAAUACUAUCAUAAACCAGGAGGAAUAUCCAAAAUUCCUCAUACUUGCAUUUAUCUUGGAGGCCAACAUUACCAUCAAGAAUACUUACAAGUACCAAGUUAUUUGGUACAAAGGGAAGUUAGGGUCUGGGGAAGUUGUCAAUGCUUGGACAAUCCAAUGCGCGGUAGGCCGUAUCCCAGAUGACAACAAAGAUCCAACCCCUGGGAAAGUCCGCCCCCCAGGCCAAAAGUCCAACCCCGGAAGAUUGCAAGAAUCCAACCCCCAAGUGAAAGUCCAAUCCCUUAGCAAAAUCCGACCCCCCAGGAGGCCGCAAGGAUCCGACCCUCAGGCAAAGUCCAACCCUCAAGCGGAGAUCCAACCCUGGAGGGCGACAGAAAUCCAACCCUCUAAUGGAGAUCCAACCCCGGCAAGAGUCCGACCCCAGAAGAAGACAAGGAUCCAAACCCCACCAGGGACCGGACUUUCACAUCCGCACCCCAACCGAGCAUACCUACCUCUGGUAGGGUACGGAUUCCCGGGCAUCCAACCCCCAGGGUUGGACUAUCCGUAG